Messenger RNA from Etheostoma spectabile (orangethroat darter), 1400 nucleotides. RefSeq names its product ELAV-like protein 1. NCBI's taxonomy places the organism in Eukaryota, Metazoa, Chordata, Actinopteri, Perciformes, Percidae. The coding region runs from base 249 to 1367 and encodes 372 amino acids. Gene Ontology annotation, molecular function: RNA binding. The transcript is spliced from 8 exons. The record is from RefSeq and is a predicted model, not a curated record. Gene Ontology annotation, cellular component: ribonucleoprotein complex.
UGUGGGAGGCAGAAAUGCGCUGUAAGGCGUCUAGUCUGCCGGAAAUGAAAAGAGGUGUGGUCUCGCGAUACUUCCCUCAGCGGGCCGUGAGUUUGUUUCCUUUGUGUGAAGCGGAGAGCAGCUAGCACGCAGCAGUUAAUCUCCCGCUAUUAACGGAGGUUUGUGGCUUAUUAUCGGCGCGAAGUCCCAGAUAUCUUUACAUCAGAGCAUCUAGACUAAUCCUCACAGUUAAAGACGACACUGUUGCCAUGGCACUGAGACGAGGUCACAUCCGCUACCUGAAGGUGUGUGAGGUUCAGACGUCUCAGAGUGAUGUGAGAGACUGUAAAGGAGCCGCUGGAAAGGAGCUGUAUGAUAACGGCUACAGCGACCAGAUGAUGGAGGACGAGGACUCCAGGACCAACCUCAUCGUGAACUACCUGCCCCAGAGCAUGAGUCAGGAUGAGCUGCGCAGUCUGUUCAGCAGCGUGGGAGACGUGGAGUCGGCCAAACUGAUCCGGGACAAAGUGGCAGGUAACUCCUCCCGAAGUUCUGCAGAGCACCAGACAUCAGAGUACGACUGCGGCCACAGUUUAGGUUACGGCUUUGUUAACUUUGUUAACGCUAGUGAUGCAGAGAGGGCAAUCAGUACGCUCAAUGGCCUGAGGCUACAGUCUAAAACUAUCAAGGUUUCCUUCGCGCGGCCGAGUUCUGACACGAUUAAAGAUGCUAACCUGUACAUCAGCGGGCUGCCGCGGACGCUGAGUCAGCCCGACCUGGAGGACAUGUUCACGCGCUUCGGCCACAUCAUCAACUCCAGAGUCCUAGUGGACCAGGCCUCAGGUCUGUCCAGGGGCGUGGCGUUCAUCCGAUUCGACAAGAGGUCGGAGGCCGAAGACGCCGUCAAACACCUCAACGGGCACACACCCCCCGGCUGCUCCGAGCCAAUCACAGUCAAGUUUGCUGCCAACCCCAAUCAGGCCCGGAACUCCCAGAUGAUGUCACAGAUGUACCACGGCCAAUCACGGCGCUUCGGAGGCCCCGUGCACCACCAGGCGCAGAGGUUCAGGUUUUCGCCGAUGAGCGUGGACCACAUGGGCGGGGGGGGCGGAGUCUCGGGCAGCGCCUCGGCCGGCUGGUGCAUCUUCAUCUACAACCUGGGCCAGGACGCCGACGAGGCCAUCCUCUGGCAGAUGUUCGGCCCCUUCGGCGCCGUCGUCAACGUCAAGGUCAUCCGCGACUUCAACACCAACAAGUGCAAAGGCUUCGGCUUCGUUACCAUGACGAACUACGAGGAGGCCGCCAUGGCGAUCCACAGCCUCAAUGGGUACCGGCUGGGGGACAAGGUCCUGCAGGUGUCCUUCAAGACCAGCAAGGGGCACAAGUAGAGAUGGGAGGGGGUGAUGGGGGGAGACGGGGGA